Messenger RNA from Echinostoma caproni, 984 nucleotides. Lineage: Eukaryota; Metazoa; Platyhelminthes; Trematoda; Plagiorchiida; Echinostomatidae. The record is from the annotation of a GenBank genome assembly.
AUGUUUCGGGAACUUUUCUGCAUUAUCAACAAUGGCCUGACGAAGCGAAAUUCGCACAACUGGGAGAGGACGUGGCGACAAAGGGGUGAACGGUCAUCCGAUUGUUAUGAUGAUGAUGAUGACGAUGAUGCUAAUGAUGAUGAUUCGCAUCAUGUUGAUUUUGAUGAUGAUGUUGAUGAUGGUGAUCACUCGGAUGAUAAUUCGGAAGAAGAUUUUGAUGGUCACGAUGAAGAACAUGAUGAUGAUAUUGUUGAUGAUCCUGAUGAUGAUGAUGAUGAUUAUAAUGACGACGGUGUGGUUUCGGAUAAAAGUCCUGUUUUGGAGGAUGAUGAGGAUUAUGAUGAUGAUGAUGUUUGGCUGAUGAUGAUGAUGAUGAUGAUGAUUAUGAUGAUGAUGAUGAUAGAUGGUGACAAUUUUGAUGCAGAUGACGAUGACAAUUAUGAUAAUGAUAUUUAUGAUCAUGUUGACGAUGAUGUUAUUGAUGGUGACGCUGAGGAUGAAGAUUCGAAUGAUGAUGAAGCUGAUACUGAUGAUGAAUCGGAUGAUGAUAAUGGUGUUGUAGAUGAUGAUGACGACGAUGAUGAUGACGAUAAUGAUAAUGAUGAUGAUGGUGAUGAUGAUUCGGAAGAUGAUGAUGAUGACGAUCAUGACGAUGACGAUAAAUAUUAUGAUCUUGAUAUUGAUGAUGAUGAUGUUGAUGAUGAUGUUGAUGAUUAUGAUGAUGAUGAUGAUGAUGAUGAUGAUGAUGAUGAUGAUGAAGAUGAAGAUAAUGAUGAUGAUGAUGACGACCAUGAUUAUCAUAUAGAUGAUUCGGAUGAUAAUGUUGUUGAUGAUGAUGUUGAUGAUUAUGAUGAUGGUGAUGAUCCUGAUGAAGAUGAUGAUGAUUAUGUUGAUGAUGGUGCUGUUUCGGAUGACGAUGCUGUUUCGGAUGAUGAUAAGUAUCAGGAUGAUGAUGAUGAUGAUGAUGAUGGUGAUGCUGAUUAG